Messenger RNA from Perkinsus marinus ATCC 50983, 750 nucleotides. RefSeq lists its product as hypothetical. The transcript has a single exon. Bases 1 to 750 code for a protein of 249 amino acids. Lineage: Eukaryota; Perkinsozoa; Perkinsida; Perkinsidae. The record is from RefSeq and is a predicted model, not a curated record.
AUGACUAACUCGUUAUACGAUCCGUUAGGAUUGGUAAUUGAGCUAGACAUACAAGGAAGGCAUCUGGUACAGAGAGCUUCCCAAUAUGCGUGGGAUGCUAGACUACCAGAUGACCUAUGUGUUCUUACUAGUAAGUGGUUGGCCUUGGUUAAGAAGGCUGUCCUCGAGACCAAGGUUCCCAGAAAGAUUGACUGUAAGAAGUUGCUUGUCUAUGUUGAUGCUAGCCAAAGCACUUGGGGGGUGGAUAUUAGAACUCCAAGUGGGACUAGGGUUUGCGCUAAAGGUGGUCUUUUCCCUCAGCCAAAGAGGGAUAAGUGGACUAUUCCGCGGAAGGAGCUACUUUCUCUUAUUUAUGGUAGAGACCUUCUUAUAAAUGUGUGGAAAACAGUUGAUGAGAGUAUGAGAGAUCAAUGUGAAGCUCUCAUACUGAGUGAUUCUCAAAUCAAUUGUUACAGAGUCCACAAAGAAGACCAGGCGACUGAUAUGAAGGCGUGGGAACGCAAGACUAUUCAGUCGAUGCGUGGCUUUAUGAUGAAUCAUUCGGUCGUUCUACGUCAUGUGGCUACUACCUGGAAUUCCGCUGAUGGUAUUACCCGUGGUACCUUCCCUAAUAAGGUUAGUGAAGAUAUGGUCAAGGCAACGGCCGCAUGGUGGAAGACCGAUGAUUUUACACUUGAAGUGAACUGGUUGACGAAGGUAUCAUCAGUGAUGCUAAGGAAGAGGCCGCUGAUGAGACUGCGGAUCCCGUAA